Molecule: messenger RNA, 2245 nt
Organism: Brassica oleracea var. oleracea
Lineage: Eukaryota; Viridiplantae; Streptophyta; Magnoliopsida; Brassicales; Brassicaceae
Product: RNA polymerase I termination factor
Exons: 1
Coding region: 115-2130 (671 amino acids)
Source: RefSeq, a predicted model, not a curated record
GAGAAGCCGCCACGAAAAACUGGAAGCGUCGGAUUAGUUUAUUUGGAUCUCUAUUAGGGUUUUAGUUUCUCAAUCCCUAAAUUCGGAUUUGAGGGAAGGUCAGGGCGAAUUGAAAUGGUUAUGUCGGCGAAUUUCUUCAAGUUGGACUCGCCGGAGUCUGACACGGAUGAAGAGAGGACGACGAGGAGUAAGGUUGCGGUUCAAUCUCAAGGAACUGAUGCAGAGCACAGCUCUAUGAAGAAGAAGAAGAAGAAAGCAAGUGUUGAAAAACCUGAUUCUGAAGAUGGUGGAAAGAAAUCGAAGAAGAAGAAGAAGAAGAAGGUAUCUGGUGGUGAUGAGAUAGGAGACACUGAGAAAGCACUCGUCAACACUGAUGAUGAUGAUGAUGGUAAGAGAGAUACGGGAAAGAGAAAGCGUGUUGAUGAUCUGGGAGAUGCAGCACACAAGCCUAAGACUAAGAAGAAGAAAACUAUUGCGGAUUCAGAAAACAGCUUCAGCUCGGCAAAUAGCUCAAAGAAGAAAAGUAAGGCUCAAGUUAACAACACUGACUGCACCAAAGAUGCUAAUCAGUUACAAACUGAGGAUCUUGAGGCUGACUUGAACAAGUCUAAGAAGAAAAGGAAGAAGAAGCAAACUGAUGAUCCAGAGGCUGGCUUGAACACGUCUACCAAAGAUACAAAGAAGAAAAGGAAGAAGAAGCAAACUGAAGUUCCAGAGGUUGGAGAAGACAACAAGGACUCUACUGAAGACGCAGAGAACACACAAACUGAGAAUUCAGAGGCUGACUUGAAGAAGUCUUCAAAGAAGAAGAAGCAAAUUGAUGAUCCAGAGGUUGAAGAAGACAACAAGACGCAAAUUGAGAAUUCAGAGGCUGGCUUGAAUAAGUCUACAAAAGUUCCAAAGAAGAAAAGGAAGAAGAAGCAAAUUGAAGCUCCAGAGGUUGAAGAAAACCAGAAAGACUCUUCCGAAGAUGCAGAGAAUACACAGACUGGGAAUUCAGAGGCUGAAGGAAACUACUUGAACUCUCCGGAAAUUGCAAAGAAGAAAAGUAAGAAGAAAAAGAAGAAGAAGCAAAGUGAAGAUCCAGAGGCUGAACAAAACAACAAGGGGAAAAGGAAGAAGAAGCAAAAGGGUAGUAAGAGUGAUGAAGUUCUGACCACCCCAUCACCUAAAAGCGCUAAAAAGGUCAACUUUUCCGACCAAGUUGAAGUUUUUCCUGCUGAGUCUGAAGAAAGCGAUGAAGAAGAAAAAGAAGAAAAAGUUGACCUGGUGAGGGGUAAGCGUUUUACAGAGGAAGAGGACGAGCUGAUCAAGAAAUCUGUCUUGGAAUACGUUGAUAACCAUGCUUUAGGAGACGAAGGGAUAAACAUGGUUAUGAACUGCAAGGCACACAAACAAGUCAGAGGCUGCUGGAAAGAGAUAGCUACUGCUUUGCCUUGGAGGCCAUACACUGGCGUCUACUAUCGCGCACAUACUUUGUUUGAAGAAGGAUCUAAAGGGGUAUGGACCAAAGAGGAUUUGGAGCUCGUUGUACAGCAUCAGAAGAAACGAGGCAACGAUUGGAGAACUCUCGCGGAUGCCAUGGGUAAACACAGGAACCAUGUGAAAGACGCUUGGAGGAGGAUUAGAUUGGCGUCCAAGAAGAGAGGACACUGGUCUAUGGAGGAGUACCAAAGCCUCUUUGAUCUUGUCAACAAAGACCUUAGGAUAAAAGUGUUCAAAGAGAAGCACUCGAAACAUGGGAUGCUGAGAGAUAACAUCCCUUGGAUGGCCAUAAGCGACGAGCUCGGAACAAGGGACCAUGCCGUCUGCUGCUUGAAAUGGUAUGAUCAGUUGACAUCACCGAUGGUGGCAAAGGGGAUAUGGGCUAACGUGGAUGACUAUAGGCUCCUGGACGAGCUUACGAAUCUGGAUGCUGCUUGUGUGGACGACAUGGAUUGGGAUAAUAUUUUGGAUAAUAGAGAUGGUGAUGUUUGUAGAAGUCGGUGGAACCAGAUGGUGAAUCAUAUCGGAAUACCUGGAAGCAAAACGUUUGCGGAACAAGUUGAGAUUUUGUCUCAGAGGUAUUGCCCUGACAUAGCUGAAGACAGAGAAGAUUUUGACAACAGACCUUUUGACCCUGAAGAUUAAUCAAGUCUAGUAAGAGUUUUAUUUGUUCCUUUUUGUUUUCUACUUUAAGUUCAAGUUAUGUUUGUGAGCUUGAAAAACUAUGUUAAGGUUUCUGAUCCGAUUCUCUUUGCUUCUC